GUUGAAAUAUAUUGGAGAAUUCUGAAGAAUGGAAGAAAUACAGUCUCAAUCAGAUAAUUAUAGGUCUUCCUCAUCUUCAGCAAGUAGUCCUGCUAGUAGGGUGCCAUCAAGUAAUUUCUUCUACUUGCGAAAACCUGGUGCAUUUAGACAACCAAUUUCUUUUGAAGAUUCACCUGUUUGGGAUGAGACGGAUAUAGAGGUCAAAGUCGACGAAGGAGGAGAUUCUAUACAUGCUGCGACUACGCCACCCUCCCCUUCCCUGUCAAAAAUCAAUAGUGGUUCCUUACCCUCUCCUCGUUUACCGGAGGGGACAGUUGUUACAAGGAAGAUUUCAGGGGCUUCUAUUGCUUGGAAGGACUUGACUGUAACUAUAAAGGGAAAAAGAAAAUACUCUGAUAAGGUGGUUAAGAGUUCACAUGGUUGUACAUUACCUGGAACAAUGACUGUAAUCAUGGGUCCAGCCAAGUCAGGGAAAUCAACACUCUUGAGAGCGCUUGCAGGAAGGUUACCUGAUUCAGCGAGAAUGUAUGGCGAGGUGUUUGUAAAUGGAACAAAAAUGCACAUGCCUUAUGGUUCCUAUGGAUAUGUUGACAGAGAAACUACUCUUAUUGGAUCAUUAACAGUGCGUGAGUUCCUAUACUAUUCAGCAUUGCUUCAGCUUCCAGGUUUCUUUUGUCAGAAAAGGAGUGUGGUGGAGGAUGCUAUAGAUGCUAUGUCACUGGGAGAU
Nicotiana tabacum (common tobacco) is the source of this 727-nucleotide messenger RNA. Lineage: Eukaryota; Viridiplantae; Streptophyta; Magnoliopsida; Solanales; Solanaceae. The record is from RefSeq and is a predicted model, not a curated record.